Symbiodinium necroappetens is the source of this 1563-nucleotide messenger RNA. The record is from the annotation of a GenBank genome assembly. Lineage: Eukaryota; Dinophyceae; Suessiales; Symbiodiniaceae.
AUGGCACAUGUACGGCGCACUGUGCUGCUUGGGCUGCGCGCGUCGCGCCACUUCGGCUUUCGAGCUUCCACCCCGCGCUUCUCGUCACUGCUGUCGCAGCUGCCAGACUUCGAGGAGGGCCGUCGUGCUGUAGCGGAGCAGCGGUAUGCAGAUGCACUGCCUAUGCUGCGACGUGCUGCAGAGGUUGCCGACGCAUACUUUCCGCCUGACGCAGGAGCGGAACGUGCAGAGUGCCACCUCGUCUUGGGCUCUUGCCUUUGGAUGCAAGGCCUUUUCGCGGAAGCCGCGCAGCACUUUUCCGGCAAAGACUCGGAGCAGUUGCAAUUUGCGGCAGCACGGACAUUUUUCGAGCUCGGAGACUUCAACCAGGCUUCAGCUUUGGCGCGUGGUCUCAAGUCCUCAGCAUCUCUGCGGACUUACGGGCACCUGAUCCAGGGGGCAGUUCAGGUUGCCACUGGGGACGGGGAGGCUGUGAGCACGGAUGACCUGUCGUUGGAAGCCCAGUGUAUCGCCAAGCUCAACGAGCUGGUGGGUGAGGCGCUAUCUGAAGGAGCUGGUGCUCCUCCGACUGCUGCCAAGCUGACGGGCUCGCCUCUGGCUCAGCUCGUGGGUCUGGAGGAGGGUGAUCCAGAGAUCUCUGCUGAAACCCGCCUGGUGUUGCGCUGCACUCUGGGUGAGCUGGCCGUCCACGGAGGUGUGGACGAACCAUGGGUGCGGCAAGCUCUGGUCUCUGCCUUGUCAGACUUCGACGGCCUGCAGCCACGCGAUCCAACGCUGCGGCCUUUCGUCUUUCGAGCUUUGGCAGCACUCGCAGGCGUGACCAACCAGAAGGGCGAUGCCAUCACGGCAGAAGGGCUCUAUCGCACAGCUCUGGACCACGUGGAGAAAUACAAGACUUCCGGCCAGCGUGCAGAGACCUGGAGAUCCUGGGUUUCGGAGGGCUUCGCGAAGAUGCUUUCCGAAGGCCGUCAUGCUGAGCAACGCAAAGCCGAGAUCCAUGCGCUCCAGGCCUUCCUGGGCAGAGGUGAAACAUUCCUCAACCUCAGCGCGACGCUGGGCGCUCUUGUGGGUGCCACCCCUGCUGGCAGGCAUCGAGUGACGGUGGCUUCAGUCUGCUGGGUACCGGCGGCCAUUCCCACGGAGGGCAGCCAUGUCGUGAAGAACCUUCACCGAGAUUGGAUGGAAACUCGCCUCGUGGACACUUGCAUCGCUGGCUGUGUUGGCCGAAAACGUGACGCCCCGAGCGGGCGACAGCUCACGGCCAGCACUGGACUCGGGCUGGCUGCAACCGCUGAGGCAGAUGGGGAACGAAGAAGCAUGGCAAGCAAUGGAGGAGCAUGCCCGCAGACCCGACGUCUCCGGCGGAGUGAUGGACAUCACUCCGGGCAUGCUUAUCUUCAUCCCGCAUGGCUGGUGGCAUGCUCUGCGGCCGCUAGACGACGUGACUGUCAUAUCUGGGCCAUCGAAGCUUUCUCAUCAUUACCACACCGAGGAGGCCGCAGUGGGAUGUUCUUACAUGAUGCGAUGGUUGUACCGGUGAUGCCCGACGAAGGUCGGUCUUGA